Messenger RNA from Neolamprologus brichardi, 753 nucleotides. Its product is annotated as trypsin-3. Gene Ontology annotation, biological process: proteolysis. Gene Ontology annotation, molecular function: serine-type endopeptidase activity. Lineage: Eukaryota; Metazoa; Chordata; Actinopteri; Cichliformes; Cichlidae. The record is from RefSeq and is a predicted model, not a curated record.
AUGGCUGCUGUGGCAAUCACUACUGUGCUGCUUCUUUUGUCUUUUUCAGUAAAUUCACAAAAUACAGGAAGGAUCAUCGGGGGUCAGGAGGUCGAACCGUACUCUAUCAAAUACCAGGCAUCCAUUCAGACUGAGGUCGGGGAUCACUAUUGUGGAGGCACGCUAGUUCACCCAGAGUGGGUGGUAUCUGCUGCCCACUGCUGGAGACCGAGUAAUUUUAUGAGGGUUGUGCUAUGUGAGCACAGCCUGAUCAAAACAGAGGGAUUUGAACAGAUCUUCAAUGUCUCAAAGAUAUAUGUACACAAUUAUAAUUUCAGGACAUAUGAGAAUGACAUCAUGCUUAUUAAGCUUAACAGACCAGCACAGCUGAAUGCUUAUGUUCAGCCAGUUCUGAUACCUGAUGGAGGUACCCCUCCCUUUAGUGGCACCUGCAUAGUGAGUGGCUGGGGAGUGACACAGGUUUACAGUUACACCCUCUCCCCUGUGCUACGUGCUGUGGAUGUAAGAGAAAUACCUUACUGCACUUGGUAUUACUGGGGCAGGAUCAAACCAGGUAUGCUUUGUGCUGGAUCUCCAUACGGGGGAAAGGACUCUUGCCAGGGCGACUCUGGGGGCCCCCUUGUCUGCAAUGGCUACUUUGAGGGCAUUGUCUCCUGGGGUAUUGGCUGUGCAAAUCAGUACUACCCUGGUGUCUACACCAGAGUCAGGAGCUAUAGUCAGUGGAUUAACUGGUUUAUUGACAACACACCAUGA